Messenger RNA from Nanorana parkeri, 3381 nucleotides. It is a transcript of the gene HHIPL2, whose product is annotated as HHIP like 2. Lineage: Eukaryota; Metazoa; Chordata; Amphibia; Anura; Dicroglossidae. The transcript has 12 exons. The record is from RefSeq and is a predicted model, not a curated record.
AUGGCCAAGACUUGUGUGGGGAGAAAACCAUGGAAGAGCAAGAACUAUGGGCAUGUGUACAUCCCUCAGACAGAGCUGGAUGUUGAGGAAGGAAUGAAGUGUGACAAAACAGGAGUCUUCAGUCACCCGCAGUGCCUGGAUUCUGGACCCCCAUUUAAACCCCCUGUACACUUGGAGUUUUGCUCCUUGUAUGAAGAGUUUGGAUGCUGUGACCAGGAAAAGGACAACAUCAUAGCAGAGAGAUACUGGUCAGUCAUGGACAACUAUGACUAUAAGGAGCAGGAGCUGUGUGGAGACUAUGUCAAGAACAUUCUAUGCCAGGAGUGUUCUCCAUAUGCUGCCCAUCUGUACGAUGCUGAAGACCCACGAACCCCGCUGAGGACUCUUCCUGGCCUGUGCUUUGAUUACUGCUCUGAUUUCUAUUACAACUGCCAAAGUACCAUCUCCCUUCUCACCAAUGAUUCCACCAUAAGGGAGUCAGCAAAGGACAUGGACCAGUUUUGCAAUCUCAUGGAGCUGCCUGAUCCAGAUUACUGUUUCCCAGAUGUGAUAAAAAACAUGGACCUCAACAACAGGCUCGGGGCUGUGGUGGUGGACCAAGAAGGAUGUCUCAAGAUGUGUUUGGUGGAGGUUGCCAAUGGCCUUAGAAAUCCUGUCCUCAUGAUCCAUGCUAAUGAUGGAACCCACAGGAUGUUCAUAGCGGAGCAGGUUGGCAUAGUUUGGGUCUACUUACCAGAUGGCGGACGGUUAGAUGAGCCCUUUCUAUACUUGCAGGACAGCGUGGUGUCCACUCCAUGGCAUGGAGAUGAAAGGGGUUUUCUUGGUAUGGCCUUCCACCCAAAGUUCCGAUACAAUGGCAAAUUCUAUGUUUAUUAUUCCAUCUUGGAUAACGAGUAUGUGGAGAAAAUCCGAAUCAGCGAGUUCCGGGUUUCACGCUAUGACUAUAAUAAAGCAGAUCGGAGAACGGAAAGGUAUAUUUUGGAGGUUGUACAACCCGCCAGAAGCCACAAUGGGGGUCAGUUGCUGUUCGGCACUGACGGAUAUCUGUAUAUAUUCACAGGAGAUGGAGGGCAACUGGGUGAUCCACAUGGAGAAUUUGGAAAUGGACAAAACAAGUAAGUCACAGAAAACAUACUUAGUGCUGACAUUGGGGGCAGGAAGAGUCCUGGAAAAACCUAUGGAAUUCCAAAAGACAAUCCGUUUGUGUCAGAAUGUGAUGCCACUCCUGAGGUCUAUGCCUACGGGUGUCGUAACAUGUGGCGGUGCUCCGUGGAUCAAGGCGAUCGGUUGACAGGGAAAGGGAGAGGGAGGAUAUUUUGUGGAGAUGUCGGCCAAAGCAGAUAUGAAGAAAUCGACAUCAUCCUCAAAGGUGGAAAUUAUGGAUGGAGAGCCAAGGAAGGGCCUGAAUGUUUUGAUAUCAUGCUAUGCCUUAACUCCUCCUUACAUGAUAUUCCCCCAAUUUUCUUUUAUGAUCACAAUGUUGGCAAGUCAGUGACUGGUGGGUAUGUGUACCGGGGUUGUGAUUCUCCAAAUUUAAACGGCCUUUACAUCUUCGGAGACUUCAUGAAUGGUCGGCUCAUGGCAUUGCAUGAAGAUGAGAAAACCAAUACAUGGACAAGACAGGAUAUCUGUAUGGGAGACAAUACGGUCUGCGCUUUCCCGAAGCUAAUAAACAAAUACACCAAAUACAUCAUCUCAUUUGCAGAAGAUGAAGCAGGGGAACUGUAUUUUCUGUCAACAUCGGAUCCAACCUCGUUGUCUCCCUAUGGAACCCUGUACCGUUUUGUAGACCCAUCAAGGAGAGCGCCUCCUGGCAAGUGUCGUUAUAAACCUACUCCAAUAGGGACCAGAAGUAAAGUCGUCCCAUUUGUUCCACGUGAACGGACCGUUCUUGAAAUUCUUAGUGAAGAAUUAGAAACACAGAAGAAACCAAUCAAAAAGCCCACCAAGCCCCCCAGGGCUCCACGUGCAACUAAACCUCCCAUCAAACGGACUACUACCAAGAAACCUUUUACAACAACAACUGUUAUGCCCACCAAGCAAACAAAGGCAUCUACAGAACUCUCGGUCACAGAGUGUGACCCAACUGAAAGGACAAACAUUUCAACUGUCAUUACCACCCAAACCCCACUGAAAACUCAGACGCCGACAAGGCCCACAAAAGCUACCAUUGCUGCAACAUCACCAUCUAAAGAUAAAAAGAAGGUGAUUAUGUCAAAUGGUAAACAGCCGCCUAAGCCUCCCAGGCCUCCACGUACAACUAAACCUCCCAUCAAACGGACUACUACCAAGAAACCUUUCAUUACAACAACAAGUGUAGGACUCACCAAGCAAACCAGGGCACCCUCAGAACCCGCUGUCACAGAGUGGGAACCAACUGAAUGGACAAAUAUUUCAGCUGUCAUUAUCACCCAAACCACGUUGACAACUCAGACGCCGAUAAGGCCUACAAAAGCUACCAUUGCUACAACAUCACCAACUAAAGAUAAAAAGAAGGUGGUAAAGCCAAAUGGUAAACAGCCCCCCAAGCCUCCACGUACAACUAAACCUCCCAUCAAACGGACUACUACCAUGAAACCUUUCAUUACAACAAGUGUAGGACUCACCAUGCAAACCAGGGCACAUACAGAACACACUAUUACAGAGUGGGAACCAACUGAAUGGACAAAUAUUUCAACUGUCAUUACCACCCAAACCCCGUCGACAACUAAGACGUCGAUAAGGCCUACAAAAGCCACCAUUGCUACAACAUCACCAACUAAAGAUAAAAAGAAGGUGGUAAAGCCAAAUGGUAAACAGCCUUUACCUACCAAAAGCACAAAGAAGCCGGUAAACAAUAUACUUAAAAAACCAUCACCACCUAAACUUUUACCAAGGCCAACCAAGGCUAGUGUACGUAAACUUCCACCCACCAAACUGGCACCUACUAAGAGGCCGGCAAAGGAUAAGCUUAGAAAACCACCACCAACAAAACGUCCUAAGAAGCCAACUGAGGGUCAAGUCACUUAUAUGCCCUUUACUGAGGCUACAAUGAAGAAUCCACCUACAACAGGACAUACAAACAUCCCUAGUGAGAGAAAUUUUAAAAUGCCUGUAUCUACUAAGGUUCCAAAGAAGCCAACUUCAGGUAAACCUCCAAAAAAUAAGACAAAAGACAAAAAAACAAAAAAGCCUGAGGUUAUUUUCAACAACAAUGGACAUAAAACAGGGAAAUCCAAAGAUUUAAAAGAUAAGACCAAAAGCCACAAAAAGAAACCCAGACCGGAGUCUUUGGAGGACAUCAACAUGGCCUUUUCAUUGGGAAGAAAGAUUCGCAAAUAUUACAAAAUGCCUUUGAGGUCCUUGCAUGAGGCCAAAAAGUUAAAGCAGACCUUGCAGUAA